UGUUGAAAGAAGAAGAGGAAGAGGACCAGCCCUGCUAGCCAGUUGCAUAUGAAUAUAUGGCCGUGAUUUUGGGGAUUCAUUUAACGCAGUCCAAGUAUUAAAUCAGAUAAAAAUCUGAAACAUCGAUUAAAAGAAGAUGCAGGAUGACGCGCGCUACCUCAAAAGAAAGGUGACUGUGGGCAGUUUGGAUGUUCAUCCCACAGAGAAAGCCCUCGUGGUCCACUAUGAGGUGGAAGCAUCUAUACUGGGAGAAGGCGGAGGUCAUGUGGUGGGUGAACGGAAGGAAGGUCAAAAAAUUAUCCGUGUGAAGAGCCUUUCUCCCAGUACAGAUGUGGGAGCUUUGGCAAAGAAAGUGGUGGAGGAGUGUAAACUCAUCCCUUCUUCCCGUAUGCCUCAGGUGGAGCAGCUCCUAUACUACUUGCAGAACAGGAAAUCCUCCCCAGUUGAGGGCAAAAGGGAGAAGAAAGAGAAACAAACUGUGAAACCCAGAGAGCUUACACCAUUUGAAGGAGUGGAGUUAAAUGAGGAGGCCAGUAUAACCAGAGUUGAUGAGUAUGUUGAACUUCUCUACGAGGGCAUCCCUGAGAAGAUCCGAGGAUCAGCUCUCAUACUGCAGCUCGCCCGCAACCCUGAUAACCUGGAGGAGCUGCUUCACAACGAGGCAGCUCUAGGUGCUCUGGCCAGAGUAUUGAGGGAGGACUGGAAACAGAGUGUAGAACUGGCAACCAUCAUCAUUUACAUCUUCUUCUGCUUCUCAAGUUUCAGUCAGUUUCAUGGCGUGGUGAGUCAUUAUAAAAUAGGUGCUUUGUGUAUGAGUGUGGUGGAACACGAGCUGAAGAGACACGAUGUUUGGCGCGAGGAGUUACGCAAGAAAAACCAGGCUUAUGAGUCUGCACCAGAAAAUGGUUCUCUGAGAAGAGACCAGGACAAAGCUCUGAGGAAAUACCAAGGCCUUCUCGCUAAACAGGAGCAGCUGCUCAGAGUGUCUCUUUACCUCCUGUUGAACCUGGCUGAGGACACGAGGACAGAACUGAAGAUGAGGAACAAAAACAUUGUUGGUCUAUUGGUUAAAGUCCUUGAACGGGAGGAUGAAGAGCUGCUCGUCCUGGUUGUUUCAUUCCUUAAAAAACUGUCCAUCUUUCUGGAGAACAAGAAUGACAUGGCUGAGGUAAAUACUGUGGAGCGAUUGGCUCAUCUGGUCCCCUGUGACCAUGAAGACCUGUUAAACCUGACUCUGCGGCUGCUGCUCAACCUCUCUUUUGAUUCUGGACUCCGAGCGAAGAUGGUGGAAGUUGGACUGUUACCUAAACUGACUGCUCUGUUAGGUGAUGAGAACAACCAUCAGGUAGCCUUGCGAAUCCUCUAUCAUAUCAGCAUCGAUGACCGCUUCAAGGGCAUGUUUGUUUACACCGAAUGCAUACAGCAGCUCAUGCGACUGCUGUAUGAGCAUACUGAGGAGGAAAUGGAAACUGAGCUCAUCUCCGUCUGCAUCAACCUGGCUGCAAACAAGAGGAAUGCACAGCUCAUGUGUGAAGGGAAUGGGUUGAAGAUGCUGAUGAAGAAAGCUCUGAAAAUGAAAGACUGCCUUCUGAUGAAGAUGAUCAGAAACAUCUCACAACAUGAUGGGCCAACCAAACCACUGUUCAUAGACUAUGUUGGUGACCUGGCAGCAGAGAUCCGUGCAGAGGAAGAGGAGGAGUGGGUUCUGGAGUGUCUGGGUACUCUGGCCAACCUUACCAUUCCUGACCUGGACUGGGAGUUGGUGGUUAAGGAGUACAAUCUGGUACCUUUUCUCAAAGACAGACUGAAACCAGGCUCAGCAGAGGAUGACCUCAUCCUGGAGGUAGUAAUUAUGAUUGGAACUGUUUCCAUGGAUGAUGCCUGUGCUGCUAUGUUGGCUAAAUCUGGCAUUAUUCCUGCACUUAUUGAGCUACUUAAUGCCCAACAGGAGGAUGACGAGUUUGUGUGUCAGAUUGUCUACGUCUUCUAUCAAAUGGUGUUUCAUCAAGCCACGCGAGAUGUCAUCAUCAAAGACACACAGGCUCCAGCCUACCUGAUCGAUCUGAUGCAUGACAAGAAUGCAGAGAUCAGAAAAGUGUGUGACAACACCCUGGAUAUCAUCGCUGAGUACGAUGAGGAGUGGGGGAGGAAGAUUCAGUCAGAGAAGUUCCGUUUCCAUAACAACCAGUGGCUGGAGAUGGUCGAGAGCCGGCAAGCGGAUGAGUCUGAACCGUAUUUCUAUGACAACGACAACGACAGGACUGAUCUAUUUUAUAGUGCAGAUGGAAUUACUCCAGGCGAUGGUUCGGUCAGCCCAGAGUUCUUCGGGGACCUGCAGCCUCAAAACGGAGACUCACACCUCACAGUAGAUGGAAACGAUGUCUUUGACCAGACCAGUUCCUCACCUGGACGACCAGCUACUGCCUACGGAUUCAGACCUGAUGAACAACCCUUCUAUCAGUACUCGUAGACAAACGUUUAACAUUCAAAGACCUCCUGUCAUCUAAGGUCCAUUUUGUAUUCUCAAUCUGCAUGUCCCCUUCCUCAUGUUAGUGCUAGAAGAAAUCAUGAGGACAGACACUCUGCAUGUGCACAAUGUGAACUUGUAACCUGAAAGAAUGCAGCUCCAUGCAGUGAUAACGUUGUUAAACAGAUAUGUACAUAACGUCUUCAGUCUUCUAAUGUUGACUUCACAGUGGGUCGAGGACAUUGAAGAAAGUGAACUGCUAACUGAUUUCUUGAGUCUUUACAACACUAUAGUAAAUAUUUGUUGCUUCUUUACAUUUGGUGUAAAAAACAUUUGAGUCAUAUGAAGGGAUGUAACGAUACUUUGGGAGACUGUAACAUAGUGAUAUGGAUAAGAGACUGUUCAAACAGUGAGAUGCACUGAUGGUCUUUUUCAAUCUGCACCAUGUUGAGAAGCUCGAGACACUGAACAUGUAUAAAAUGUUUUCACUACAUACUGCCUGGUUUGUAAAAGAGUUGGAACAAAGUGUUGGUGUUUAAAGGAUUUGAGCUCAUAAAUAACAUGCUAAAGAUAAAAUACUGCUCACAAUGUGUUAGUAGUUAUUAACAGCUGUUAUGACCCAACUUUUCAAAGACAUUCAUGAAAACUAGUCGACACAGAGCUGCCUGAAUGUCAAUAGCCAGGAACACUAAAGAUGAUCCUUUUUACUGCUUAAUUUUCAUAUUUAUUUGACCUGGGAUUUGUUUUAAAAUCCUUUUUUUUGGUGCAGUGGUUAGUGCACAUGCCCCAUGUAUGGAGGCUGUAGUCCUCCAAGCGGGCAGCCCAGGUUCAAAUCCGACCUGUGGCUCCUUUCACGCAUGUCAUUCCUCUCUCUCUCUCUCUCUCUCUCUCUCUCUCUCCCUGAUUUCCAACUCUAUCCACUGUCCUAUCUCUACAUUGAAGGCACAAAAAUCAUGUUCAAAAAAGCAUUUUGUAAGAUAUCAGUGUUACUUUUUAGAAUGAAAAAUGAGCAAUGUGUUUUUAAGUAACUUUACAGCCUCAUGGUUCAUUAAUGAAUACAAUUUGAGAUGUUUUUUUCAUUGCCAGGGAGUUGUAAUAAAACGAUCAUGUUAUUAAUGAUAUAUUUAUAAUUUGACUUCUUUCUAAUGUCUUUGUGGAUUGAUGAAAGGAGUGAGUUGUAUCGUUACAUCCCUAGCCAUAUGGAUUUUCUAACAUCACAUUGUUACAUGGUUUGAGAUCAUCUGAUGUUAUGUCAACAUGCUGAUGUCUUCAGUCUCUGUCUCUGUAAAAUGGGAACAUUGUUUUUCAUGGUCUUCGUACAUCAGGCUGUGUUUACACUUGUUGGUCAGUACCUGUCUGAAUGAAGUAGUCUGAUAUGAGUCUCCAGUGAUGAAGCAUUGCAUGAUCAAUAUUUAAAAAAGGAAUCAAUAAAUCUUUUGUCUCUUUAAUUCCUUA
Messenger RNA from Labrus mixtus (cuckoo wrasse), 3922 nucleotides. Its product is annotated as kinesin-associated protein 3-like. Gene Ontology annotation, molecular function: kinesin binding. Gene Ontology annotation, cellular component: kinesin II complex; ciliary transition zone; axoneme. The coding region runs from base 137 to 2470 and encodes 777 amino acids. The transcript is spliced from 20 exons. The record is from RefSeq and is a predicted model, not a curated record. NCBI's taxonomy places the organism in Eukaryota, Metazoa, Chordata, Actinopteri, Labriformes, Labridae. Gene Ontology annotation, biological process: cilium organization; microtubule-based movement.